AGCUUGCGCCUGCGCAGAGCUCUUCAAAGCAGAAGGUCGCGCUUGGAGGAAGUGGAGGCUUCGGGUCCCGUGACUGAAGCGCCCGUUACUACUUCUCUGAAGCUCCUCUCGGCCGCUUGCCUCGACACCCCGCCGCCAAGAUGCCUCGAAUUAUGAUCAAGGGGGGCGUGUGGAGGAACACCGAGGAUGAAAUUCUGAAAGCAGCAGUAAUGAAAUAUGGGAAAAACCAGUGGUCUAGGAUUGCCUCACUGCUGCAUAGAAAAUCAGCAAAGCAGUGCAAAGCCAGAUGGUACGAGUGGCUAGAUCCAAGCAUUAAAAAAACCGAAUGGUCUAGAGAAGAAGAGGAAAAACUCUUGCACUUGGCUAAGUUGAUGCCAACUCAGUGGAGGACCAUUGCUCCAAUCAUUGGAAGAACAGCAGCCCAGUGCUUAGAACACUAUGAAUUUCUUCUAGAUAAAGCGGCCCAAAGAGACAAUGAAGAGGAAACAACAGAUGAUCCACGGAAACUUAAACCUGGAGAAAUAGAUCCAAAUCCAGAAACAAAACCAGCUCGGCCUGAUCCAAUUGAUAUGGAUGAGGAUGAACUUGAAAUGCUUUCUGAAGCUAGAGCUCGCCUGGCUAAUACUCAGGGAAAGAAGGCCAAAAGGAAAGCAAGAGAGAAACAGUUGGAAGAAGCAAGGCGUCUUGCUGCGCUCCAAAAGAGAAGAGAACUUCGAGCAGCUGGCAUAGAAAUUCAGAAGAAAAGAAAAAGGAAGAGAGGAGUUGAUUAUAAUGCUGAAAUCCCAUUUGAAAAGAAGCCUGCUCUUGGUUUUUACGAUACUUCUGAGGAAAACUACCAGGCUCUUGAUGCAGAUUUCAGGAAAUUAAGACAACAGGAUCUUGAUGGAGAGCUAAGAUCUGAAAAAGAAGGACGAGAUAGAAAAAAAGACAAACAGCAUUUGAAAAGGAAAAAAGAAUCAGAUUUACCAUCAGCUAUUCUUCAAACUAGUGGUGUUUCCGAAUUUACUAAAAAGAGAAGCAAACUAGUACUUCCUGCCCCUCAGAUUUCAGAUGCAGAACUUCAAGAAGUUGUGAAAGUAGGCCAAGCAAGUGAAAUUGCGCGUCAGACUGCUGAGGAAUCUGGCAUAACAAACUCUGCUUCUAGCACUCUUUUGUCUGAGUACAAUGUAACCAACAAUAGUAUUGCCCUUAGAACACCAUGAACUCCAGCUUCCCAGGACAGAAUUCUGCAGGAAGCUCAGAACCUUAUGGCCUUGACCAAUGUGGAUACGCCACUCAAAGGUGGACUUAAUACUCCAUUGCACGAGAGUGAUUUCUCAGGUGUGACUCCACAGCGGCAGGUUGUACAGACUCCAAAUACAGUUCUCUCUACCCCAUUCAGGACUCCUUCUAAUGGAGCUGAAGGGCUGACUCCCCGGAGUGGAACAACUCCCAAGCCAGCUGUCAACUCUACCCCAGGUAGAACUCCUCUUCGAGAUAAGUUAAACAUUAAUCCCGAGGAUGGAAUGGCAGACUACAGUGAUCCUUCUUAUGUGAAGCAGAUGGAAAGAGAAUCCCGUGAACAUCUCCGUUUAGGGUUGUUGGGCCUUCCUGCCCCUAAGAAUGAUUUUGAAAUCGUUUUACCAGAAAAUGCUGAGAAGGAGCUAGAAGACCGUGAAGUAGACGACACUUACAUUGAGGAUGCUGCUGAUGUAGAUGCUCGAAAGCAGGCCAUACGAGAAGCUGAACGUGUAAAGGAAAUGAAACGAAUGCACAAAGCUGUCCAGAAAGAUCUGCCAAGACCGUCAGAAGUAAAUGAAACUAUUUUAAGACCUUUAAAUGUAGAACCACCUCUAACAGAUUUACAGAAAAGUGAAGAACUAAUCAAGAAAGAAAUGAUCACAAUGCUUCAUUAUGACCUUCUACAUCAUCCUUAUGAACCAUCUGGGAAUAAAAAAGGAAAACCUGUAGGAUUUAGUACCAACAAUUCAGAACACAUUACUUAUCUGGAACAUAACCCUUAUGAAAAAUUCUCCAAAGAAGAGCUAAAAAAGGCUCAGGACAUUCUGGUGCAGGAGAUGGAAGUGGUAAAACAAGGAAUGAGCCACGGAGAACUUUCAAGUGAAGCUUAUAACCAGGUGUGGGAAGAAUGCUACAGUCAAGUUUUAUAUCUUCCUGGGCAGAGCCGUUAUACAUGGGCCAAUCUAGCUAGCAAAAAGGACAGAAUUGAAUCACUUGAAAAGAGGCUUGAGAUAAACAGGGGUCACAUGACAACAGAGGCUAAGAGAGCUGCAAAGAUGGAAAAGAAAAUGAACAUUUUGCUUGGGGGUUACCAGUCUCAUGCUAUGGGGCUCAUGAAACAGUUGAAUGACUUAUGGGACCAGAUUGAGCAGGCUCACUUGGAGUUACGUACUUUUGAAGAACUCAAGAAACAUGAAGAUUCUGCUAUUCCCCGGAGGCUAGAGUGUCUAAAAGAAGAUGUUCAGCGACAACAGGAAAGAGAAAAGGAACUUCAACAUAGAUAUGCUGAUUUGCUGCUGGAGAAAGAGACUUUAAAGUCAAAAUUCUGAAGAAUAGUUUAUAUUCUGUCAUAGGAUUAAUUAAUUGCUGGUUUUCAUACUCUGGAAGGCUGAAACUGAUGCUUAUCUUCAUUGACAAAUUUACCCACCAUCUGUGGUUUUGGUUGUUUAUUUUCAGUGAUAUUGGUGUUACACAAUCUGUGUGUAGACUUUAACUCCCCACGAUGUACGUUUUAGGCUUUAAAUUAUUAAGGCGAUCAUUCUUUUAGCAGUGUCAUGUUUGUAAGAUUUUUUUAGUUUUGGCCUUUAAUUUUAAAAGCCUGAUUUUAAAGUGCUGCCUGUGAGUAAACUCUUGAAUAAAAACAAAAUGUAAAAAAUUGA
Tupaia belangeri chinensis (Chinese tree shrew) is the source of this 2879-nucleotide messenger RNA. It is a transcript of the gene CDC5L, whose product is annotated as cell division cycle 5 like. Gene Ontology annotation, biological process: regulation of transcription by RNA polymerase II; mRNA splicing, via spliceosome. Gene Ontology annotation, cellular component: Prp19 complex; spliceosomal complex. Gene Ontology annotation, molecular function: DNA-binding transcription factor activity, RNA polymerase II-specific; RNA polymerase II transcription regulatory region sequence-specific DNA binding. NCBI's taxonomy places the organism in Eukaryota, Metazoa, Chordata, Mammalia, Scandentia, Tupaiidae. The record is from RefSeq and is a predicted model, not a curated record.